UGCUAGCGCCAUUCUGGAGGAUUUUUGAACUGUUAUUUAGUGCUGAAAGUAGGACACUUUUUCAAGCUUCUCCCAUAUGAGACGGUUCUCCUUUUACCUCUACCUUCCACAUAAGCGAGAAGUGUCAAAUGUCAAGUCACGAAUGCCUGUGUCAAUCCGCGUCCAGUGUUGCCGUGGUAAAAAACUCAAAACCCACAGAUUGGUUUCGAAAAUUAUAAUUAAAAAAUCCCUAUUAUAGCAAUGCUACAUUUUUCCUACAACGCUGCACUGUGACGCGCUCACUCACACAACGAUAACCAUGAGUAAUCUACGCAUCGCCACACCACUACGACGUCUACGAUCGCUAUUUAAGAGGCCGCAGCGCGCCAGUUAUGACAUUCGAUAGCUAGACGGCAACGAGUGCGAUAGCCCCGCAGUCCACUCGUCUGCCCAAGUUUGAUCUGAGCGGUAGCCCCGCAGCCCUCAGAGAAAGCAUCAGCUAGGAGGUUAAGGAACGCGGUAGCCCCGCAGCCCGUUCCAAGAACCACCCUUAGGAAUUGUACGUUUACCUUACUAUCUACGUAUCCGUGUGUUUUGUAUAAUUUGUUACAUGAACGAAUAAAAUUCCUGUUUACUCAGACAUCAGUUAUUUUAAUUCAUCUGGCAACAACAUAUUGGCGCCCAACGGCAAAAAAAAACUACCAAGGAUCUACCCUCAAUAAAUUGGAUUUGGAUUUGUUGUCUAUUAUCUCAAUAAAUUGGAUUUGGAAUUGUAAUCUACCCACACAAAAUGUCAGAAGAAAAACCUGAACUGAUGGUUAUGACGCAGGAGCAAUUCACGACACUCAUUAACAAGUUGUCAAUUACAUACGAAGGUAGCCAACACAAAAGCAGUUUCACUCGUUGCACAAAAAGGUACGACGGAGAAAGAAAUCAUAAUAAAGUAGAAGAGUUUAUCACAAAUAUUAGUAUCUACAAGAAAAUUGAAAAAAUCACCGACGAAGACGCUCUCGAAGGAUUAACGUUGUUACUAACAGGACAAGCAGCUACGUGGUGGAGUGGCGUCAGAGGUGAGAUAAAAAAGUGGAAUCAAGCUUUAGACGCGAUCAGAAGUGCAUUUGCCCCAAAAAUGCAACCGCAUGAAGUUUACCUGGAAUUGUUUGCGAAGAAGCAAACAAACGAAACUAUUGAUGCAUUCGUUUGUGACAAACGUGCCUUGCUAUCGCAUCUUCCAGCAAAAAGGCACAAGGAAGAAGAGGAACUGGAUUUCGUAUACGGACUCCUCAAUAUCCGCUUCAAAAAAGAAAUUCCUCGCUAUGAGAUCAAAUCGUUCUCAGAGCUA
Bombyx mandarina (wild silkworm) is the source of this 1321-nucleotide messenger RNA. RefSeq names its product activity-regulated cytoskeleton associated protein 2-like. The record is from RefSeq and is a predicted model, not a curated record. Lineage: Eukaryota; Metazoa; Arthropoda; Insecta; Lepidoptera; Bombycidae.